CCAGCAUGUGUGAUUUUGUACCGUGUGACCGGAUCGUGCAAAGGGCCUAUUGUCAAAGUAUAAGGUGUUUUUGUCGACGUAAAAUGUUCCUGCACGGCUUUAAUUCCACUGACGUUAAUUUUACAGCAGAAUUUAUGAUGGUUACCUGAUAUUACUUUUAUAUUAUUCUUUGCUGUGGAGGCAAAAAAGUAAAGUGCAGCUCGGCUUAUCCAAAAGAAGAGGGAAGACCAAAGUCCUGGUCUGAACCAAUGUUGUGUGCCUCGCUAGGCCAGGCACUCAACUCAACAGUGCCUAGUUUCUCACCCAGGAGAAUUAAUGGAAGGGGAAGGUUAACCAAAAAGUAUUUGACUUGUAACCGUGAAAGAGGGACUACCAUACAUCAAGGGGAGCAAACAAACACUUGUCUGUUGUCGGUGCUUCGUAAACAAAACAGAGCACACUGCCAGAGGAUGUGAACCGCUGGAUAUGUUCUGACUAAUUGCCGGCAGCUGCGUAUACACCUGGGUGGAGGAAGGCAUUGUGAUAGCAAGGUUCUUGCCCAAGAACACAGCACAAUGAUCCUGUUAAGAGCUAUCUGGAAUCCAAGCCUUUCGAUGCGAUGUGUAUAACGCUGAUAGCCAUUAGGUUACCACGCCUACAGUAUUGCUUGUGAACGGCCGGCGGUAUAAGUACACAAUUCUUCCUUUGAUUAGAUAAUACGAAAGAAAUUCCCCCUCCCCCCCCGCCCCCUCCUAAAAAAAAAAAAAACAAUAGAACAUGCUUUUGUCCUCGCUCCUUACUCGAAGACGAAAGGCUGCACGUGAUGACUCAUGUAGAACAUUCCUAUUUUUUCUCUCUCUUUAAUUUCUUCGUCACGCAGGUAAGCUGUGAUGAUGCAUGCCCGCAGGUAUGCUGCCCAACGAAGACCACUGAGCUGAAGGGUAAACUCAUUUACCAUCAGACUAUGACGCCAUCUUGGUUUGAAGGUCACGCAUCCUACGUUGACAGUUAUCACACCACAACCGCUGACCUGAUCACAUUCAACGCAGGCUCAGUCGAGAAAGCCGCCCUUCUUAAAGUCCCUUUGAUCGCAGCCAAUGUCUUGACAGAUUGCGUUCCUCUCACAGUGGAAGUCACGGUCGCAAAUGACGUCAGAAUUGGUGGAAAGGGGUACGAUAGUGACAUAAGAUACGGCUUGUCAGAUGGGAAAACCUUCAUCGGGUUUGAAGCGCCCGACAGGAGGAGCUACGCCAGACAAUCCCCCUGCUAUGCAAUCGAGGGCACAUCUGGCAAAACUCUGAAGGACAUAAAUUUUAAAAACACGAAUUUCCCUAAAGUAAGCAAGUACUCUCUCUACCCUGGUCGUUUCAUCUUCACUUUUAAGUUAGAUCAACGCUGGGGGUCGUGCUACACCGCGCAGGACAAUGGCUUUGUGAAGACCGCUGGCUACAUCAACCGGCUGAAGCUCUGCAAAGGGCUCAACCUCGAGGUUUAUAAGACCAACAAAGGAGAGAGAGUUGGCAUCAAGUUCAUCAAGGUCGCGAUCACGCAAGAUUCGUCUUGUAGUCAACAUUAAUCAUUAAUCUUCUUGAUAACAUCGUGAGAAAUGUAUGUGCUGUUCUCAACUUCAAUGUUAGCAGUCGACCAUCUCGUAAAGUGAUGGGAGCUUUACGCUAACAUCAAACAUUGUAGGUUAUCUUUCAAUUAGAAAUAAAAGCUA
Molecule: messenger RNA, 1699 nt
Organism: Orbicella faveolata
Lineage: Eukaryota; Metazoa; Cnidaria; Anthozoa; Scleractinia; Merulinidae
Source: RefSeq, a predicted model, not a curated record